GCUUAAAUGUCUCAUAUAUAUAUAUGAGAAAAUAUAUAUAUCAGAAUCAGAAUAUAUACAGAAUAUAUAUAUCUCUCCUCCUCCUCCCCAGCGCGGGCUCUUUUUCCCCUCAGCGAAAGCCGCCUAGAGGAAAAGGGCGGGAAAAGGAGAGACUGUUAGGCCGCGCUUGUUGUGAGGGGAAAAGAAAGGCAGGGCGGCAGGGCGCUUCAAGGGGGAGAAAAAAGCCCGCCACAAUAAGUUUCUUAAAACAGUAAUAGAAGAAACAGCUUUGGGAAAUAAAGAUUAAUAGAAGAAAAACAUCUCAGCGGAGGAACUCUGCCUCAGCUCUCCCACUUUGCAAUAUGGAUUGGUUUCAUUGCAACCAAUGUUUCAGCCAGGAGGGGUCUGAUUUUUCUGUCACCAGCUGUGGACACAUAUUUUGCAAAAAAUGUGCUGGCUCAGAUAAAUGCCCAUCUUGUGGAACAAGCACAAAAUAUUUGCUUCUUAAUGAUAAUAUGCAGCCAGAAGCAAAAAAGUUUUUCAAAAGUCCUGUUGAACUUGUACUUGGCCAUAUUGCCCAUAUUUCUCAGGUGUGGACUUUCCAGAAAAGCCAGAUGGAGCUGCUUGCCUCUUUUUAUAAAUACCGUGCUUCAAAGGCUGAAGGAGCUCUGCAGCAAGUUUACCAGGAACUAACUACACAGGAAAAGGAGCUGGAGGCAUUACAGAAGGAGAACAGGGAACUGAUGAAGAAUCUCUGCUCAUUGGAGGAUUCCCCACAUCAACUCCAGGAUAGCAGAAACAGCACACCGAGGCCACUUGCCAUCAAACCCCCCUUACAGCCAGUUACACUACCGUUUAAUUUCCAGAAGUCCAGUGAAGUGAUCAGCCGCUCCUCUUCCAUGGAUUCCAUCUCCUCAAGAGCCAGCCACCCACCAAACUGGCAACUUGCUACAGGAACCACCUGGAUGGCUUACGGCAGGAUGACUCCAGAUAACCCUAAUAAUGCUACUCCUUCUCCAGCAUCCACUAGAGGCUUAUUCCACAGAUCAGGUGGAGGAGGACCAUAUGCCAGAACAUCACAGCACUGAGAAGCUGCACCCCAUACAGGAUCACAUGUGCCAGCAGAGCUCACCAACAAUAAUGGGGAGGAUUGAAGUAACUGCUUUUAAUAGCAGCGCCAUGGAAAAUGUGUCACCACCAUCACCUCAUAGAUCACUCAGGAACAACCUGUUAAGAAGGACAUGAGAUGCUUAAUCUGCACACAUCCAUGGAAAUGACCUAUAUUGUCCCUGGAGCACCUUUUCCUUCCUAAGCAAGCACGCUGCCUGUCUUGUCCUUCUGCAUCUUGGAAAUACCUUUUUUU
Podarcis muralis (Common wall lizard) is the source of this 1342-nucleotide messenger RNA. RefSeq names its product E3 ubiquitin-protein ligase RNF212B-like. The record is from RefSeq and is a predicted model, not a curated record. NCBI's taxonomy places the organism in Eukaryota, Metazoa, Chordata, Lepidosauria, Squamata, Lacertidae. Gene Ontology annotation, molecular function: SUMO transferase activity. Gene Ontology annotation, cellular component: synaptonemal complex. Gene Ontology annotation, biological process: reciprocal meiotic recombination; homologous chromosome pairing at meiosis; protein sumoylation.